CUCCUCUAGUAGAGUCAGGUGAUGGUUCGGUCAUGGCUUCCGCCUCCUUCCUCCGACCACCAGCAGCAGCUCCCCCUGCACACCCUCACCUUCGCCAUCAAGGAGAUCUUCGACGUCGUCAUCCGCGUCACUGGGUUCGGCACCCCGGACUGGGCCCGGACGCACGCACCAGGUGCCGCCAUGACUCCCGCCGUGCUGGCCGCGCUCGCCGCCGGUGCACGGGCGUGGGCAAGACCAUGAUGGACGAGAUGGCCUACAGCAUCAACGGCGAGAAUGCGCACUACGGCACUCCCUCCAACCCCUGCGCUCCCGCCGCAUCCCCAGCGGCUCCUCCAGUGGCUCGGCCGCCGCCGUCGCUGCCAGUCUCACCGACUUCGCCCCGGCACCGACAGCUGCGGCAGCGUCAGGGUGCCCGCCGCCUACUGCGGCAUCUUCGGCCUCUACCCUUCACAUGGACUGGUCUCCACGCAGAUGUUCAAAACCGUCGGUGGUUUGCCAGAGAUCUAGCUACACUGUCCUGUGUCACCGACGUGCUGAUGCCGCCUGUGCGUGCCGACGCCUCUGAUGCCGAGCUGCGACGACCGAGCCAUGUCAUCAUUCCUGCAGACUAUUUAAAAAUCUUGGGCUCCAUGGAAGACCGCACCUACGAAAUCCUCAACGCUUCAGCGGCCAAGGUAUUCGGAAAUGAUACAGUGGUGAACAAUGGCAACAUUGGUGAUUUCGUCUCUAGCAACGUUCCGAGCAUCGGCAAGUUCAUGACCGACUUGUCUGCGGUCGAAGCAUCAUCAUCUUGUGUGCCCUCUCUGUCUGCCAUCUCACGUGUCAUGCGUGUCCUUCAAUGGCAUGUUGCUUUUUUGUCAGUUGUUUACAUACCUACUUACUCACACUAAGCGCAACCACAAAUAUCAUAAAAUUGUGUGCCCCUUAAAUGAAGCCAUGCCGUCUUCAUAAUUGCACAGUCAGAUGAACUCGGUCGUGUUUGUAAUGGAAAUGCCAGCAGAUUACUCAAAAUUGUAUGUAUGCACAUGGAUGAGUUAAAUUUGUGAAGAUGUACCACAUGUUUUUUAGGUCUGAAUUCAAAACAAACCACGCGGAGUGGGUGAACAUAGUCAAGCCCAACCUCGGCCCUGGCAUCCGAGAACGAGUGUAGGAGGCCAUUGUGUCAGAGGAUGAAUCUGAUAUGGAUGAUCUUCACGCCGUCAGGACUGAAUUCAAGUCUGCACUUGCCACUCUCCUCAAGAAGGAUGGUAUCCUGGCAAUCCCUACGGUCCAUGGUGCAACACCGAAGCUGGGCAUGGAUGCGGCGCUGCUGGAGGACUUUCGGGCCAGGGCCUUCUCCCUGCUGUCCAUCGCUGGCAUGCCGGGGUUCUGCCAGGCCAGCAUCCCGCUGGGCACCUGUUGCGGUAUCCCAGUGUAAGUGUCGCUGCUCGCCUGGCGCAAUGCAGACCCUUCCUCGUCGCCAUUGCUCGGGAGCUCCAGGAGGCGUUCCAAGAUGAGGCCGCCACAGCCUGGAGCUCGUCAGGUUAGCCUAAUUCGAUCAUAUCUUGCUGGAUGCUCCAGUAGAGGAGGUUGAAUGAUUUUGCUUGAACAUAUGCAAUAUAUACCAUGAAGAGCAGAGCUGACGGAGUGCGUAUAGUAAGUAGAUUUUGACCAUUAUGCAAACAAAUUUAGACUAUUGAUUAAUACUCCCUCCAUCCCACAAUGUAAGCCAGGUCUUACAUUGUGGGAUGGAGGGAGUACAAAGCAAAAUACUUCACACAAUACAACAACACACACUAUGCACUUCAGAGGCGAGAAGUGAUCGACCUUUUUAUUAGUUCAGACUUCAGAGUAAACCUGAUCGUGGAUAGCCCGGCUAGAAAAAUCUGGACUGGCCAUAUUUACCUUUUGAACCGGGAACUCGAUCGACUGGUUCUUCUCGGGACGGGAUGUGGCGUUGGUGACGGGUAAUGCAGUGCGGCGGCGGUCCGGAGUUAGCCGCCGACGAUGUCAUGGUGGCGGUGCGACGGGUGGCAUGGAGUUGGUGCGGUCUUGAGGCUGGUGACAGCAGCGGCUACAUCACGAUGGCGCGUCCAAAUCCACCUCUGGCGUCGUGGGCGGCCUCCCUUGUCGUGGCUUGCUGGUGGGGGUUGGCAGAUGUGUGCUCCCUCUGUCAAAUAGAGUUGAUGUACCCACUUUCAACAUUUCAUUUUCUUGAUAUAGAGAACAGAGGUGAAGCUCAGGAGGUGACGAGAUCCAGUGCUUAAUGUGGAAAUAGUGCUAUUCAAUCUAACAUGGAAAAGAAAGUGUUGCAUAGGUACCUCGCCUAAAAAGAGGGUGGCAUUUACAAAUGCGGAGGAGACAUGAUGACUGCCACGAAGAAAAGUGAAUUCGCAUUUGUAAAUGCCACCCGCUAUAUAAAUGGGAGGCACACACAUGCUCGACUGUGAUUUUCGAAUUAGAACAAUUUUCACAUGUAUGAAUAUUUUUUGUUAUUCCAUGGCAAAACACGGGCAUAUUUGUCACCAUAUUAUAUAUUUCCCUUCGUAAAAAGUUCUUACAUGUUUCUCUUUGAUAAAGUUCUACAGGAAGCAAGCAUCUAUAGAAUUGAUGAAGAUCAUUGACAUUUUGUCACAUUGCUUAGAAGAAUGAUCUUCUGAUAAAUAUAUUUUUGUA
Messenger RNA from Aegilops tauschii subsp. strangulata, 2655 nucleotides. Lineage: Eukaryota; Viridiplantae; Streptophyta; Magnoliopsida; Poales; Poaceae. The record is from RefSeq and is a predicted model, not a curated record.